Molecule: messenger RNA, 2195 nt
Organism: Momordica charantia (bitter melon)
Lineage: Eukaryota; Viridiplantae; Streptophyta; Magnoliopsida; Cucurbitales; Cucurbitaceae
Molecular function (GO): ubiquitin protein ligase activity
Source: RefSeq, a predicted model, not a curated record
CCACUAUAGAGUUUUUCGGUACGCCCCCGUUUUCUCUCUCUCUUCUCCUCUUUUUCCGUUUCCCUUUUUUCGAAAGAAUUAUACUUGAUAUUGGGAUUGCAAAUCGACAAGCUCUCGUCCUCGGAUCAUUCAUACACGUUUUUGCCCCUUCCCCCCCUUUUUCAUCUCAAUCUCUCUCUGAAAUCAAAGCCUUUCCUCGCUCGCUUUCUCAAUAUACUUCUAAGCUUCCACUUCUUCUCUCUUUGAUCGUUCUUAGCAACACGGGGAAACGAGGUUUCAAAUUCUCACUCAGGAGCUGGUUGUUGCAGAGUCGAAGUGUCUACAAUUUAUCAUACAUGGAAGAAUAUCCUAGUAAAAGAGCUGCUGAUGGAUACGUAUCCAGAAGGGGACCCGGUGCGAUUUUGAGAGAUACUGCAAAUAACAGAGACCAAGAUGGUAAAUAUUGUAGCCGAAUUGGUUGCAGUGGCAGACUAAACUCCCCAAAGGGCACUCGGAGUAGUUAUUCAGAGAAACUUAAAUCUCCAUUGCAGUCUUUUCGAACCAAUUCAAGUGGCAAAGAAGUUGUCGGAAGUUCCUCUAGGACUUACUAUGCUGUUCGCGGUUCCAAGAAAUCUGUAGCUGAAACUCGGAGAAAACUGUCCACCCAGUUAGAAACAGACUCUUCAGAAACUAGUAGCACCCAGGAUGAGCCAGAGAUUUCACAAGUUGUCCCGUCAAAUGAAAGGAUACGAACAGGGCUUCAUGUCGGUUUUAAAAGUUCCGACUCUGCAGAUGACACAAUGGAACCAGGAAGCUCCAACGCUGCAUCUAACACUAGAGGGCGAAGGGAUUUCAAUCGGAGAUCUGGAACGCGUAGUAAGGAUACUGCAGCAGGUUCUUCUGUGGUGACGGGGCCUAAAAGUUCUCGCCAGACGUCACGUGGUGGUGCAGGUAGGCAUACCUUGAGAAAUUUCAGAUGUAAUUCAAUAUCUGAUGUCAUCUCAUCAGGUUGUUCUUCAUCAGAUCCAAAUCUUAGUAAACGGAAGGAUACAGCCAAAAAAAGGAAUUCUGAAGCAGAAAGUAGCUCUACGGGAGGAAAGAAGAUGAAUGGAUCAUCCUCAGAAAGAAGGAUUACGAGCUCUGGUUAUGGCGUUUCAAUAUCUGAUUCAAGAGGAGCCAAAAAUGGAACUUCUCCCAGGGAAAAUGGCAUUGCAGGUCGAUCUAGGGCAUCAAUCAACGGGAUGUCAAGAGCAAGAUCGCAUGGCAACAGACCCGACAGAAACAGUACAUCGUUGCAAGAGUCACGGUCCAUGAUCUCUCAGGUGCCUCAUGUUCAUCAACCCGACAGCUCAAUAGAUAGUAAUGCGCAUGAAGUCUCUACAGAUUUGAUUUCAGAUCACCCAAUUUCUUACAGACGAUCAGAUAGCAUCAAUGAGAAUAUACUUGGUAAUAGACCUGCUAGUCCUGCAGAAAUUGGAUUGGCACGCACUUUAGCAACUCGAGAUAGCUUUCGACACUAUGGUAUUGCAGAGGUAUUGUUGGCUCUUGAAAGGAUUGAACAUGAAGAAGAGCUAACUUAUGAGCAAGUAAUUCUUUUAGAGACCAACCUUUUCCUUAGUGGCUUAAACUUCUAUGAUCAGCAUAGAGACAUGAGGCUGGAUAUUGAUAACAUGUCAUAUGAGGAAUUACUAGCUCUAGAAGAGAGAAUGGGAAGCGUGAGUACAGCGGUUACCGAGGAAGCAUUGUCACAGUGCUUGAAUAGAAGCACAUAUCAGUCUAGACAUGCAGAGAAUACAUCUGCAGGCAGUAGCGAGGGCAGCAGCGAGUACGAGGAUGGCGUCAAAUGUUGUAUAUGCCAGGAAGAAUACUCGAAUGGAGAUGAAGUCGGGACGCUGCAGUGUGAGCAUACUUACCAUGAAGGGUGCAUACAACAGUGGCUGCGGCUGAAGAACUGGUGCCCCAUUUGCAAAGCAUCUGUGGAGGAACCUGCUUCAGCUUUGCCUUCAUAAUUCGUUUGAUUGUGUCCAGAAAAAUGAAAAAAGAAAAAAAAAAAAAAGGAAAAUGGAGGAGGAUCAAUCUUCUCCCCCCACCCAAGAUUUAUUGUACAUAGCAAAUUCUGUUCUAUUAAAACCCUACUUAAUAAGCACAGGCCAGCCAUUGGCUUUAAAAUCAGAAACUCAGUCUUAUCUGUGAAUGAAAUCCUCUCAUCUUGUACA